Emiliania huxleyi CCMP1516 is the source of this 474-nucleotide messenger RNA. RefSeq lists its product as hypothetical. Lineage: Eukaryota; Haptophyta; Isochrysidales; Noelaerhabdaceae. The record is from RefSeq and is a predicted model, not a curated record. The annotation marks the transcript as partial. The transcript has a single exon. Gene Ontology annotation, molecular function: ATP hydrolysis activity; ATP binding.
UCGCUGCAGGACGUGAGCUUCUCCCUGCCCGCCGGCUCGCGCACCCUCCUCCUCGGCGCCAACGGCGCGGGCAAGUCGACGCUCCUCUCGGUGCUCGGAGGCAAGCACAUGGUCGAGGAGGGCAUGGCGCGCGUGCUCGGCCGGCCCGCCUUCCACGACACGUCCCUCGCAACGGAGCUGGCGCUGCUGACCGGAAACUGGACGCACACGGUCGCCUUUGUGGGGCACAACGUCCCCUACCAGGCGAUGGAGGUCUCGCGCCUCAUCGAGUCGCACUCUGUCGGCGUCGACGCGACGCGAGUGCAGCGGCUGGUCUCGCUGCUCGAGGUGGACUCGAGUUGGAACCUGACGACAGUCUCGGACGGGCAGCGGCGGCGCGUGCAGAUCCUGUGCAAGCUGCUCAAGCCCUCGUCCGUCCUCCUCCUCGACGAGAUCACCACCGACCUCGACCUGCUCGCGCGGCAGGUGGCACUG